UCCUCCUCCCUCCGGGGCGGGGCCGGUGCUGGCGAGGCGGCCAUGGCGCGUCGUCCGGCGGUGCUGCGCGCCCAGCCCUGCGCUCUGGCGGCGGCGGCGGCGGCGUUGGCGCUGGCCUGCGCGCUCUACUACGCGGGCUCCGGCCCCGCGCAGCGCGCCCUGCCGCCGCCGCCUCCGGCGCCCCCUUCCCCGUCGCCCGCCGCCCCGGCGCCGGAGAGCAAGGCCAAGGCGGGCGAGGAGCUGCUGCGGGCCGAGGCGGCGGAGCUGCACGUGCUGGCGGUGCUGGCCAAGGCGGAGCGCAACGAGGCGCUGCGGGCCAAGGCGGCGGCGGCGCUGCGCUCCCUCGUGCGCUUCGGCAAGCUGGGCCCGCGGGAGGCGCUGGCGCUGCACCUGCUCUGCGACGGGCCCAGCAGGAGCCCCGCCCGGCAGCUGCUCCAGCAGGCGCUGCGCCCCGCCGCCUUCAAGUACAAGGUGGUCUUCCACGACCUGGAGGUGCUGGCCCAGAAGCUGCAGCCCACGGUGGAGGCCAUGCAGAAGCUCUUCAGUGCAGGGGCUGGCAGCUAUUACGGGGACUCGCUCUUCUUCCUCUCGGUCGCCAUGCACCACAUCAUGCCCAGAGAGGUUUCACGGAUCAUACAGGUGGACCUGGAUGUGGAGUACCGGGCUAACAUCCGGGAACUGUUUCAGGAAUUUGACAACUUCCCAGAAGGAGCAGUUAUCGGCAUCGCCCGAGAAAUGCAGCCGGUCUACCGGCACAUCUUCUGGCAGUAUCGGCAGGAACAUCCCAGGACCAAGGUGGGGGAUCCCCCUCCGGAUGGGCUGCCUGGCUUCAACAGUGGGGUGCUGCUGCUGGACCUGGAGGCCAUGCGCCAGUCGGAGCGCUACAACCGUCUGCUGGAACCGGCGGUGGUGCAGCAGCUGGCCAGCAAGUUCCACUUCAAGGGCCACCUGGGGGACCAGGACUUCUUCACCCUGGUGGGCAUGGAACACCCCGAGCUGUUCUACAUCUUGGACUGCACCUGGAACCGCCAGCUCUGCACCUGGUGGCGUGACCACGGCUACAGCGACGUCUUUGAGCACUACUUCCGCUGCGACGGCCACGUCCGCAUCUACCAUGGGAACUGCAACACGCCCAUCCCGGCGGAGUAGCAGCUGCUCGGGGGGGCAGCAGGGGGAGCUGCCGUGUGGAGAUUGGAGGUGGCCUCUGGGGCCUUCUGAGAAACAGUCCAGCAGCAGCCCAAGCCGUCUGCCCAGGGAUGGCCGGGGGCCAUGCUCUCCUCUCUGGGAAGGAGCCAUUGCCUGGAGCUGCAACUGCACCUGGCCCUCGAACCGGGGAGGGGGUGGGAUGUUAGGCAGAAGGGCCUGUGUGGUGGAGUGUCCUGUCAGUGACCUUAUUGGGCCUGGAGAAGCAGGCGCUGGGCUUCAUGCUUAGAGCGCCUCCAUGGAGGGGACCCCGAGCCGCCAUCCCACCUGGUUUUCAGUCACCCUCUGCUGGCUUGAACUCCUGGCUGGAGCUGCCUCUGGGUUCCUGGGCUGGGUGCGCGGAGGGGAGUGUCUGGUUAUCAGUGGCCUGCAGGCCUAGCCUUCGCCCCCAAGCAGGAGGAGAAGGUAAAGGGGAUGCUGUGACUUCUCUCCCCUUUUGCAAUAAAAUUCUGAGGACCACUA
Pantherophis guttatus is the source of this 1665-nucleotide messenger RNA. RefSeq names its product xyloside xylosyltransferase 1 (gene XXYLT1). NCBI's taxonomy places the organism in Eukaryota, Metazoa, Chordata, Lepidosauria, Squamata, Colubridae. Gene Ontology annotation, cellular component: endoplasmic reticulum membrane. Gene Ontology annotation, molecular function: xylosyl alpha-1,3-xylosyltransferase activity. Gene Ontology annotation, biological process: protein O-linked glycosylation via N-acetylgalactosamine. The record is from RefSeq and is a predicted model, not a curated record.